AUGCACAGGUAUUUAUACAAUAAUGUCAGGUGCCUCUGAGCUAAGGUGGGCAAACUGGAGUACUUAAAGAUGGGCAUAGACCAGGGGUCAGCAAACCUUUUCAGCAGGGGGCCGGUCCAAUGUCCCUCAGACCAUGUGGUGGGCCAGACUAUAUUUUUGGGGGGAGAAAUGAACAAAUUCCUAUGCCCCACAAAUAACCCAGAGAUGCAUUUUAAAUAAAAGGGCACAUUCUACUCAUGUAAAAUCACGCUGAUUCCCGGACCUUCCGCAGGACGAAUUUAGAAGGCGAUUGGGCCAGAUCCAGCCCCCGUCCCUUAGUUUGCCUACCCAUGCCCUAAGCCAAGGGUCAACAAACUUUUUCAGCAAAGGGCCGGUCCACUAUCCCUCAGACCACGUGGUGGGCCAGACUAUAUUUUUGGGGGGAGAAAUGAACAAAUUCCUAUGCCCCACAAAUAACCCAGAGAUGCAUUUAAAAUAAAAGGGCACAUUUUACUCAUGUAAAAACACGCUGAUUCCCGGACCGCCUGCAGGCCGGAUUGAGAAGGCGAUUGGGCCGCAUCCAGCCCCCGGACCUUAGUUUGCCUACCCAUGGCAUAGACAAACCCUAGCAGAGUGGAAAGAGCCAGUGGGACACAAUUAUCUCUGUCCCAAUCUCUAAGAGCUCCCAGGGGCUCCAGAAAUUGCCCACAGUUCAGCUACCUAGGAAUGAAGCUCAGCGGAGACUGCAGUGUCUUUAGGAUAUAUGGUUUACAUUUACAAAUAUGUACAACCUGAGCUGGGACGCGGGUGGCGCUGUGGGUUAAACCACAGAGCCUAGGACUUGCUGAUCAGAAGGUCGGCGGUUCGAAUCCCUGCGACGGGGUGAGCUCCCGUUGCUCGGUCCCUGCUCCUGCCCACCUAGCAGUUUGAAAGCACAUCAAAGUGCAAGUAGAUAAAUAGGUACCACUCCAACGGGAAGGUAAAUGGCGUUUCCGUGCACUGCUGUGGUUCGCCAGAAGCGGCUUAGUCAUGCUGGCCACAUGACCUGGAAGCUGUACGCCAGCUCCCUCGGUCAAUAAAGCGAGAUGAGCGCCGCAACCCCAGAGUCGGCCACGACUGGACCUAAUGGUCAGGGGUCCCUUUACCUUUACAACCUCAGCCUAAGAUGGGGGAGCUCCAAGCAAUGACACCCCAACAGAUCUUGCUUCUCCAUUAGCCACAGCUUUGGACUCAGCACAGAGCAAGCAGGUCUCUGUGUCUCCCGCUUCCAGUCUGCUUUCACUUAGCUCACACCCCAAAACUCUGGCUCGUCUCCUCGUACCUGGCAGCUAGGUGAGGUGGGAGAGACCUAUCCAUUUGUUUUGCGGCACAAAGCAACUUUAUUGGGUAUGCUAAUCGUGGUGCUCAACAAGUUAGGCAAAACCAUUACCUAGACAAAGGGACUGGUUCUACCUCAACAGAUACAGGAUCACAAGAACUGGAAGGGCCAGGGCAUACUGGGCCCCAAGAGUAAUUUAGUACAGUGGUACCUCAGGUUACAUACGCUUCAGGUUACAGACUCCGCUAACCCAGAAAUAGUGCUUCAGAUUAAGAACUUUGCUUCAGGGUGAGAACAGAAAUCGUGCUCCGGCAGCACGGCAGCAGCAGGAGACUCCAUUAGCUAAAGUGGUGCUUCAGGUUAAGAACAGUUUCAGGUUACGAACAGACCUCCAGAACAAAUUAAGUACUUAACCCAAGGUACCACUGUAGUGGCAAAGUACUGGUGUCCCCCAGACCAAAAUGUUACCCCAAAUAUCCUUCAGUUGAGCCUCUUCACCGAAAACUAGAAAGUGGCCAAUGUUAACGCCAAUUUUUAAAAUCCUGGAAAUUAGAGGCUGGGAAUCUGGAUCCUAGAAAUUAGAAGCUGGUUAGGGAUCCUGGAAAUCAGAGGCUGAUUAGGUUAACUUCUCUGUUCUGGGAAAACUGGUGGAAGACAGUGUUGGGAUACUGCCAGGGAGACAAAGUCCAUCAUGACUCCACGUUGCCUCCGGACGUCCAUCGAUCUCCCAUAGAUACAGUAUCAGCAAUUAGCGACACGAGCUCCAGAAAUAGCUUGCCACAUUCCAGAGCUGAUGCACGCUCUAUCAGCAGAUAAUGCACAGUGAAAGAUGCACUCAGGAGAGCAUUAUUUACAAGUUUAUUCAGCGUUGGUCAGAACAAAGAUAAACAUGACUGCCUGCGUUGAUGUCUCAGACACACAGAGAGAAAACGAAAGCAAUAGACAAAACAUAAACUUCCUGUGAACAGGAAAUACGCAGACUCUGUGACUCACAAAGCCUGCUCCCUUUUAAGGUGGAACGGAAAUAUCCUAACAGACAGCGCUCACUAAGCAUAUGAAGAAUAAGCCUUGUUGAAACAGAAGCAGCAUGGCUUCCACAAGGAUAAGUCGUAGCUGGCUAACUUUUUAGAGUGCUUUGAGAGUGUUCAUAAACAUAUGGAAAGGAAUGAUCCAGGAAACAUUAGGUGAUAUCCAAUGCUAGUCAUGCUCAGAGCAGGCCAAUUGAAAUCAGCAGAUUUAAAUAACUCAGCUAUCAGCAAGUUUCCAUUUCACUUUCAUUUCACAUUUGCACACCACCUUUCUAUAUUACAGCAACACACAGUUUGGGAAGUGGCGAGAUUUACUGAAGUCCCAAUAAUUAUUUAGGACGGGGAUACCCAAGGUGCCCACAAACAGCCCAAUGAGGACUAGAAUGGUCAGUAGGCAUGUAGUUAAUUUAAUUCUGGUGGGGGCGGGGAAAGAAAACAAAGAGUUGGGGGAGUGGAAUGGAGUUUUCUGAAAAGGGGCAACCCACACUGCGGCAUUUUGUUGCAGGCCGAGCUGCAGAGGUAUAAUGAAGAAGAGCGAGCCUUUCCUGCUGGUGACUUGUGGAAAGCGGUUGGCAGUUCACCACACCUCAAUCUGUGUGAUGUGUCAGCAGGCUAUGCAGAGCCCCAGCUGAGUCACAGAGAUUUCCUGAUCCCAGCAGACAGCCUUUUCCAGAGUCCCUGUUUAGGGGGAAAACUCUCCCAUGCAGUUCCAAGUAGGAAAGAGUUUAUUGUCUCCAGGCACAAAGCUAAACAUUACUAUCUAUACACAGUUCUUCUGGUCUUAGAAGUAAAGAUAUGUGCAGUGCCACCAUCACCAUGCUAGCUAACCCAUAGCCUCUUCCCCUGACUCUCACAGAUUCAGAAUCAGACCCUGACAGCAAAAGAGGAUGGGACACAACAUAAUGAAAGCAAUGCCUAGAGACUAUUAUACCCAUCUCUACACGUAGGCAGGUGCCACUGUGGUCCAAACCACUGAGCCUCUUGGGCUUGCCGAUCGGAAGGCCGGCGGUUCGAAUCCACUCGAUGGGGUGAGCUCCCAUUGUUCUGUCCCAGCUCCUGCCAACCUAGCAGUUCGAAAGCACACCAGUGCAAGUAGAUAAAUAGGUACCGCUGGGGCAGAAAGGUAAAUGGCAUUUCCAUACACUCUAGUUUCUGUCACGGUGUCCCAUUGCACCAGAAGUGGUUUAGUCCUCCUGGCCACAUGACCCAGAAAGCUGUCUGUGGAUAAACGCCGGCUCCCUCGACCUGAAAAGCGAGAUGAGUGCCGCAACCCCACCGUUGCCUUUGACUGGACUUAACUGUCCAGGGGUCCUUUACCUUUACCUUACUUACAUGUAGGCAUAUUUCCUGAACCAACGGGAGAGUGAAUGACUUGGCCUUGAUGGUGUUGCUAUGGCAACCCUUAUCUCAGAACAUCCAGAUGUGGAGGAUGUGCUCCUCAAGACAGGAUCCCAAGCACUGUGUAAUUUUAACCCAUUGUUCGCCUUGUAUCAACGUUUUCCCCAUCACUGAGUAACACCAGUUAGGUCCUCAAAGAUCUGUGAGGCACCAGGGAUGGGAACAGGAGAGACGUUCUCAUGGUGACACAUCAUGUUGAUUAGCCAGGACAGAGGUUGUACCACCCAACAUGUAAUGCAAGGAGUUCAAGAUGGGGUACAUGGUUCUGCUCCUUCCUGUGUCAUCCUCACAACAGCCUUGUGAGGUGGGUUAGACUGAGGGGCAGUGGCUGGUCCAAGGUCACUCAACCAGUUUCACCACUGAGUGGGGAUUCGAACCCUAGUCUCCCACAUGCUAGUCCCACACGAGUCUAACCACUAUGCCACAUGGACUCUCCACAAUCAGCUCUCCUUAUCUUUUGGUCCUGGAAGAGUAGCUGCCUCUGUUCAUGAUUUCACACACCUCUCCCAAUUACAUAAGACAGGAGAAGCACAAAAUAAAUUGAAGGAACCCAUCUGGGGGUUAGGGGGGGAAUUGACAGUUCCAUCAGCAACGGAGCGCUCAUCUCAGACGUUUAUUAGAAGUUCUCUCCUGCAGGCUGACAUUGUGGGAUAAUAACAAGACGAGUUAAUCAUCCUCAAUUGAGGGUUUGUUGGAAGAAGGAAAGUCAUAUGAUCUAUCCAGUAAUGUAGGAGUUAGUCUUCUCCAGAGAGAGGGAGAGAGGGAGGGAGGGAGGGAGAAACCUUUCCAGGAAGGAAAGAAGGAAUCAUAGAAUUGGGAGUCUGAGGAUCAUCUUAGUCCAACUCUCUGCAAUGCAGGAAUAUUCAGCUGUCCCAUACAGGGAUCAAACCUGCAGAUUUGGCAUUAUCAGCACCAUGGUCUAACCAACUGAGCUAUCAAGAAAGGAAGGAAGGAAGGAAGGAAGGGAGGGAGGGAGGAAGGGAGGGAGGGAGGGAGGGAGGAAGGAAGGAAGGAAGGAAGGAAGGAAGGAAGGAAGGAAGGAAGGAGUGCAGCAAUGCUUCUGAAUAUCAAUUUCUGGUUUUUGGUUUUUUUUAAUGCUUUUUAUUGGUGUUUCAUUUAAUACAAACAAACAAAAUACAGUAAAAUUCAGCAAUCAUUUACCCACAUUCUUUCCCCACACUCUGCUGACUUCCUUCUCUCCCUUCAACAGGUUUUCUCAUGUCAGUUACUUUCCCACAGUUUCUUAUUGUAUCCAAUCCUAUCUACAUCGUCAGAUUUUUUUCAGUCCUGCCAGAGUCUUCAGAUUUCUACAGUUAUUAUUUAUGAACUCCAUAAAUUCAAUCUUGUUGGAAUUUUGCUUCCUCCUGAUAUCGGAUUCGACAGGUCAGUUUUGCUAGUUCCGCCUAAUCAACCAUCUUCGUCUGCCACUCCUCUAUUGUUGGUAAUUCUGGUACUUUCCCUUUUGGGGCUGCCAAAGUUCUGGCAGCAGUCGUAGCAUACAUAAAUAACCUUUGAUCUGCCUUUUCUAUUUCCUCUCCCAAUUAUUAUUAUUAUUAUUAUUAUUAUUAUUAUUAUUAUUAUUUAUACCCCGCCCAUCUGGCUGGGCUUCCCCAGCCACUCUGGGCGGCUUCCAACACAAUAUUAAAAUACUGUGAUACAUCAAAUAUUAAAAGCUUCCCUAAACAGGGCUGCCUUCAGAUGUCUUCUAAAAGUCUGGUAGUUGUUGUUCUCUUUGACAUCUGGUGGGAGGGCGUUCCACAUCAAGCCUAGUAAGGGAUGCGGGUAGUACUGUGGGUUAAACCACAGAGCCUAGGACUUGCCGAUCAGAAGGUCGGCAGUUCGAAUCCCCACGACGGGGUGAGCCCCUCUUCCCCACCGGAGGAGCUGCCCUCCAGCUGCUGCCCCCCUCCUCCAGCCCCACCAGCAGCGCCAUCCUCCCCAAAAGACUCUGGGAAACAGGGAGGGCGCGCCGGAGGGAGCUUUGCACCACGGCGCUGGAUAUGCUUAAGACAGCCCUGUGUCCUGCCCUCCUCGUUAUCUUCUUGGAGACUAGGGAGAAAGGAGCUUGUUGCAGCUGUAAAGGGAGACUUCUGGGAUUCUUCAGCAUCCUCUUCACACACACACACACACAGUCAGGAGUUCAGCCUACACUUGAGUAGGACCCUGGCAGAGACACAUGCCCAACUGGCAUGUUCCCUCCCUCCUGGUCAAUCGUUCGGGAGUUUCAUAAGCUUUCUUCAGCCCGAACAUCACAGCAACCGAUGCCAACCGACAGCGGCACACUUAGGGAUCCGCACAGUCUUCGCAGCUUGCAUAAUGGACCUCAGCAGCUCAGCAUUUUGGCUAAUCUACUUUAUUUACAUAUAAACACACACGGAGCACUGCAACAUGGCUCCCUCUCUCUCUAGCAUCAGACAGCAAAGAGAAAAAGAACAAAGGACAAUAGUCCCACUUCACGGAACACAGUAACACAAACAUCCUGUCUCCGUCACUUCCCACUCUGUGGAGUCAAAACAUACACCGUCAUGUGAAAGAGAAAAGUCCCAUGACUGCAAUCAUGGAUCAGGAAUUCUAACAACACACACCCAUUUGCUUCAGUCUCAGAGUCUGAACUGCUCCCUGUCACCGACUCUCCCUGCCCACCAAACCCUGUUGCCCCUUCAGCAUCCAGCACCUCCUCCCGGUCUUCUCCUCUGACCUCUCCUUGGCGUCCCACCACCAACCCCCUGGCUCUGAGCCUUCCUCCUCUGGGGGUUCCCUUGGGGGUUCCCUAACUGGUGCCUCCAACCAGCGCUCCCUGACAACUGCUACCCAGGGCAAGGGGAAAAGUCACAUGAAGCCAUGAUGUGAUGCAAUCGUGGGAUUGUGACAUCACAAUAGUGGUGCAGGAGGGGCUGGGGAGAAAUGAAGCCCACCACCCCCUUGUCUUGGCUGGACGCAGUUCAGCUCGCCUGCUGCAGAUCUAGGAAGAGCAGACCUUUCAAGGCAUCCCAGUAACUUGGUCUUGUCCCUAACCGUGGAGCUGAAGAGAAUUCUGGGGCCCUGGAUUUAGUCCAAGCAGGGAGAGAAUUUACAUCCUCCAGGUAUGCUGAGCCUUUUUGCUUGCCUUUGGGAAGCCCAAAGGAAACUUCGCUUUCCUGCGAAGUUUGUCCCAUAGCAACUGGCAUUCCGAAGUCCGCUGCGUCUGAACCAGUGGUUCCCAAACUUUUUUUGGCUGUGCCCCAUCUCUAAAAUCCUGAUCCCCCCCCCCUCCGGUGACAUAUCAUUCUUAUUAUUCAAAAAGUGAACUCCUAUUCACAUGGAGGAAGCCUAAGAGGCCAUUAGUGUUUCUGCGUCCAGGGCAGCUGUUUACCAGCUCUAUCUGGUACGCAGGCUGAGACCCUUCCUGCCCACAGACUGUCUUGUCAGAGUGGUUAUCUUCCACUUGGACUACUGCAAUGCACUCUACGUGGGGGCUACCUUUGAAGGUGACCCAGAAACUGCAACUAAUCCAGAAUGCGGCAGCCCUGUUUAGGGAAGCUUUUAAUAUUUGAUGAAUUAUUGUAUUUUAAUAUUUUGCUGGAAGCCACCCAUAGUGGCUGGGGAAACCAGUAUACUGGACUGAGGCCAUUUAGGGCUUUAAAGGUCAGCACCAACACUUUGAAUUGUGCUCGGAAACGUACUGGGAGCCAGUGUAGGUCUUUCAAGACCAGUGUUAUGUGGUCUUGGCGGCCGCUCCGAGAAAUGAAAAUAAGUAGGAAUCUCUGAACAAAGAUGGUACCACUCUUGCAUUUCAGUGGGGAAACUGUUUUUAUAUUUUAUUUUCUUACUGCUUCUGCUUCUUCAUUAAGAACGGAAAGUGCGGAAUAGCAGCCUAGCAGAUUGCAGCUACAACAAAGGCGGCAUUUUUCCAUCUCCGCCAAGCUAAGCAGUUGGCUCCUCACCUCUCUCGCCCUGGCUUAGCCACUGUGAUCCACGCGAUGGUCAUUUCCAGACUGGAUUAUUGUAACUCGCUCUACGUGGGGCUGUCCUUGAGACUGACCCAGAAACUCCAGCGGGUGCAGAAUGCUGCAGUGAGACUCCUUACGGGGUCUUCGCUGCGAGAUCACAUUCACCCGGUGCUAUACCAGCUGCACUGGCUCCCGGUGGAGUACAGGAUCAGGUUUAAGGUGCUGGUUUUAACCUUUGAAGCCCUAUACAGCCUAGGACCCUCGUACCUACGGGAGCGCCUCUCCUGGUAUGCCCCACAGAGAAACUUACAGUCUUCAAAUAAAAACAUCUUGAAGGUCCCAGGCCACAGAGAAGUUAGGCUGGCCUCAACUAGAGCCAGGGCUUUUUCGGCCGUGGCUCCGAUCUGGUGGAACACUCUGUCACAAGAGACCAGGGCCCUGCGGGACUUGACAUCUUUCCGCAGGGCCUGCAAGACAGAACUGUUCCUCCAGGCCUUUGGUCAGGGCACAGCCUGACUCCCUCCCUCGGCAAUCUUCGCGGAGCUCUGGCCCAAUGGUUGCCAGUGGCUUGAAUUAAUUAAUUUUAUAAUGAAUGAUUUUAGAGUGUUGUUUGUGCUGUACUUUUGUACUGUUUUAUUGUUGUUAGCCGCCCUGAGCCUGGCUUCGGCUGGGGAGGGCGGGAUAUAAAUAAAAUUAUUAUUAUUAUUAUUAUUAUUAUUAUUAUUAUUAUUAUUACUAGCUGCUUUGCAGAGGUGGAUGGGAAAAGGCACAGUCCCUGGAGGGGAAGUGGAAGAUGUGUUGCAGGUAGAGAUGUUAAGAAGGCUUCAUUUUCUGUUCUGCCCUAUAUUUGACACACGCAUCACUGUUUCCAUUCCACUGCAAGUCAUUUUCAACCAAAAACUACAUUAUUAAUAUUGUUCUCUGUUGCGGUUAAUUUCUAUAACUUAUGUAAUUAAUGAGACAAAUUAUGUAAACCAGGUUGUCAUUACGUUAGUCCCCCUCACUCAAUGCAAAUGAGGGGGACAUGUAAUCAAGUACUUAUUAUUUGGGGACUGAAAGUAGCAGUGACAUCAAAUAAAGUUCGCAUUAAUUGGCUGGGUUUCCAUUUUGGACGUGGGGCAAAUAAGUGAAGAUUGGCAAUUUCCGUUCCCAUCAGAAUUCUCCAACAUCCCUGUUUGGGGCAAACCUUUUUUCUCCCUUGCUUGUUUCCCGUUUCAAACUAUUUCACAUCCUGCCCCACAAGUCCUUUCCCUUGAUCUGUUGGCUCUCAGCCAUAAUUAAUUGCUUUCUAGAGUGAGGUUUCCACACCUCACACACUUCAAUUAGCUACUUAAUUAGCAGACUGAUCUGCAAACAGCCAGCACUUACUUCCAAGUGCAGCUGAGUAGUUUCUGACUGUAAUCCUGUAAGGUUGCAGUUUUGUGGGUCUUCCUUCUCAGCGAGCACACAGAAGUUCCAGCUGCAAUUCUCUAAUCCAGUGGUUCCCAAUUAGGAGUUCGGGAACCCCAGGGGAUCUGCAGAACACACCCAGGGGAUCUGCGGCCCCAUCCCUUGCCUUCCCCCCUCCCACAACUAAAUUUUUGUCAUUUUCGCAUAGUGAGAUCACAAACCCACUUUAUUUAUUGUUUGAAACAAGCAUUCAUAUGCCACCGGCUCACACAACAUAUGAUAUAGACAGCCAAACACAGAACAUCAGAAAAGUAAAUUCAAAAUAAGCAUCGCUUCUUUUGCUCAAAAAGAAUGUGGAUCUGUUUUAGCACUGUGCGGUUUUUCACUAUACAGGGGUACCUCUGGUUGCAAACGGGAUCCGUUCCGGAGACCCGUUCUCAACAUGAAAAGCCCACAACCUGAAGCACCGUAUCUGCACAGGUGUGCAGCACAAUUUGGUGCUUGUGCGCAUGUGCGCAUGCGUGAAGGGCGAUUUAGCGCUUCUGUGCAUGCGCGAACGGCGAAACCUGGAAGUAACCCUUUCCGGGUCUCCACGGGACGCAACCUGAAAAAACAUAACAUGAAGCAAACGUAACAUGAGAUAUGACUGUAUUGGCCAAAGUCAGUUUAGAAAUCACACUGUGAUAACGAUUUUGACCCAGCAAGAUGCAGAAAUAUAUGGCUCCUCGCGUGAGGGAGAACAAGGCAACCGAUUUCAAGGGACCUCCGAUAUCGCACGAUGAUCUCAGCCCCAGGGCAGCCGAUUGCGAGGCUCUGCCUUCCCCUCAUGCUGACAGAGAACAUGGCAGCUGGUCACCCUCACUUCCAAGGCCCCAUGGCCAGAGGCAAAGCAACCUGCUCCGGUACCCAGAGCAGCGCUCAUCCCAGGGGGAGUGGCAUGUAUCCCACAUGGCAUGGCAUGCUGCCCAGGGGGGUGUGGUGUGCGUUCCGGGGCGUGGCACACGUUCCAGGGGCGUGGCACGCAUUCCAGGGGCGUGGCAUGCAUUCCAGGGGCGUGGCAUGCAUUCCAUUAUUGGAAUAAUGCAUAUGCAUUAAUAUUAAUAAUAAUAAUAAUAAUAAUAAUAAUAAUCAACCCUUUGCCACCCCUUGAAAAUUAAGCGAGGAAAGCGACAAAACAGAGACAUUCCUUAGGAGUAUGCAAGAAAUGAGCUGCCAUAGUCAAGUCACAUCCACCGGCGCAACUGGCAUAUAUAGUUAAGGACUGAGUCCUAAGUGUUGGCAUUGUGGUCAAGAGUUAGGGGUAUAUGCACAUAUGUGGUGGGAGUGUAUUUGUGUAAAGGAACAUUGGCAAAAGAUUAUAAAGGUUAUUUCUGAUGUACGGUAUUUCAGGUUAAGAUAGAAGUCCAUAGAGAAAUGCUUAUCUCAGGAAUACUGGGAAACAGUAAAAUAGAAAGAAAAGAGCAAGAUUGGUAUAAAAUUAUGAUCUUGGCUGGUAUGUUUGUUAUUGCAUUAGGAUGUAAAGAAAAGGACAAAUGGACAAUUGAAAAAUGGAAUGACUAUGUUUUUGAACAUAUACAAUCUGAUAUAUUUGAACAGGUAAUGACGGAAGAUACAUGGGAAAACAAAUGUCAAAAUAUUUUGAAUAAAUGGACAAGUUAUAGGAAUUAGAUAGCACGGGGGAAGCCAACCCAAGCACCCAAAUUAGAAUGAAUAAUCUGUGCACAUGGUUAAAGAUUUGAAGAGAGAACAAGUUUUGGGGGGAGAGGUUAAAGGGGAGGGAGGAAGGGAAGCGAAAAAAAUUAGGAUAAAUGAGAAGGGACAAAAAUAUAUACUGUUAUGUAUAACUAAUAGGAUGAUUUUGAUGCAUGUUAUUGUUUGAUUUUUUGGAAAGUUAUUCAACAUCCCUGGAUGAAAGUGGGGGAAAAACAAAACAAAAAAAUUAACAAACAAACAAACAUUCAGGUCAGCACAGGAAACCCCCAAAAUUCCAACACUUCUGACUCUCUAUUGUGCAGAUGUCAAUUUUGUCCAGGAUACCAGGCUUUCAAAGGGGAGAAAACAGCCAGCCGAGGUCGCCUACGUCAGACAGAGAAGAUCAUAAGGGGAGAAAGGCCUAUCUCCAAGGCCACGCAGGUGAGUCAAGGUGCUCUGUACCUAAGAACAUGCACAGGUAAGAAGAGGUUGCUGGAUCAUGCCAAUGGCCCAUCUAGUCCAGCAUGCUCUUCUCACAAGGGCUGACUGGAUGCCUGUGGUAAAUCUCCAAGCAGGAUCAGAGCACAAAUGCAACUGGGAUUCAGAAGGAUUGCUUCCUACAUCCUUGGAUGAAUCAUAGAAUCAUAGAGUUGGAAGAGACCACAAGGGCCAUCGAGUCCAACCCCCUGCCAAGCAGGAAACACCAUCAGAGCACUCCUGACAUAUGGUUGUCAAGCCUCUGCUUAAAGACCUCCAAAGAAGGAGACUCCACCACACUCCUUGGCAGCAAAUUCCACUGUCGAACACCUCUUACUGUCAGGAAGUUCUUCCUAAUGUUUAGGUGGAAUCUUCUUUCUUGUAGUUUACAUCCAUUGCUCCGUGUCCGCUUCUCUGGAGCAGCAGAAAACAACCUUUCUCCCUCCUCUAUGUGACAUCCUUUUAUAUAUUUGAACAUGGCUAUCAUAUCACCCCUUAACCUCCUCUUCUCCAGGCUAAACAUGCCCAGCUCCAUGAAGGACAGCAUCUUUUUCUUUGGAGAUCCCUCAUAGCCGAGUAAGAUUGUCUUCCAUGAACAUGGUCUUAACACUGAGUCCGUAAGUGACUGUGGAGGCCAAUUCUGGAUCCACAUGUCCUUCCACAGUGGAGACAUAGGUUUCCAGGUGGGAGUUGAUCACGGUGAGGGUUUGCCAAGCGUCCCUUCCUCUUAGCACGUUUCUCCCUUGCGUCCUGAGUUCAAGUGUCUUCAAAGCCCAUGACACCUUUGGUAAAGGCUGUUCUCCAACUGGAGCGCUCGCAGGCAAGUGGUUCCCAAUUGUCGGUGUUUAGUAGUAGCCACUGAUAGCUACAUCCUCAUGAAUUCGUCCAACCCUCUUUUGUAGGCAUCCACAUUGGUCCCAUUGCUGCCACUUGUGGCAGUGAGUUCCACAGUUUAACUUCUUCUUUUUUGGCGAUCACUCAUAGCUGAGUAAGAUUGUCUUUCAUGAACACGGUCUUAACAGUGAGUCCGUAAGUAACUGUGGAGGCCAAUUCUGGAUUCACACGUCCUUCCACAGUGGGGACAUUGGUUUCUGGGUGGGAGUUGAUCACAGUGAGGGUUUGCCAAGCGUGCCUUCCUCCUAGCACAUUUCUCCCUUGUGUCCUGAGUUCGAGUGUCUUCAAAGCCCAUGACACCUUUGGUAAAGGCUGUUCUCCAACUGUAGCGCUCGCAGGCCAGUGGUUCCCAAUUGUCUGUGUUUAUACUACAUUUUAAAAGAUUUGGCAUUUCUUUUCUCUGCGCUCCUCCCAGCGGUCAUUCCUCCUCUGGUCACUGCUGUAGAUGCAUGAGCUGUCUGUCUCCAGGCAGAAGUAGAUGUUUUUCUGGAACAGUAAAGAAUUACUAAACUAUAAUCAAUAAAAAUAACGAUAAGUCACAAUGCCCAUAAAAUUAUUUUUAUAAGAUAUCCCUGUCCUUGUCUUAUCUCUUCCCAGCUGUGGUGCUGUGGGCCCAAACAUCUGGAAGACACCAGGUUGGCUGCCCUACACGGUGCAGAACAGAUGCACAGUUGAAUCCAUAGAUCCUAUCUCUGACUCUCUCCCCCUUUGUGUUUCUGCUACGAUCGUAGUGUGAGGACAGGUGUUGAUAGGAAAUGUCACUGUUAUAAAUGGCGAGGCUGGAUUCAUGCUUUAUUUGUUGGCCGCUAGACACUGCAAAUAUUUCAUCGACCAGAGGAGCAGCCUUGCCAAGUCUGCCUCUGCAAAAUAAAAGCCCAACAAAAACCCAAAAGUCUCGGAGCACCUUCAUCACAAACAGAUUGAUUGUAGCUUAAGCUUUCAUGCACUAGCAGCCAGAUACAUCAUGCGCAUGAAUUGUUAUCAUCCUAGGAAGAUGCCUUAUACAGUGGUACCUUGGUUCCCAAACUUACCGUAUUUUUCGCCCCAUAGGACGCACCAGCCCAUAGGACGCACCUAGUUUUUUUGGGGGGGGGGAAAUAAAGAAAAAAAAAUUUUCCCCAGGUGUGGGGCUGGGGCGGGGGAAGCCCGAGGUUCCCCCGACCCCAGCCCCCAGAACAGGCUGCUAUCCGCAAGCCGUGGGAGAGCUGCGCGAAGUCGCGGAGGACUGCGCGAAACCCGAAGCGCGCCCCAAGCUUCUGGGUGCCGGCAAGCUCUCCACUAGCCGUGGGAGAGCCGCGCGACUUCUCGCGGCUCUCCCACGGCUAGCAGAGGGCUGCGUGAAGCCCGAAGCUUGGGGCGUGCAGAAGCCCCAAGCUUCUGGGUGCAGGCAAGCUCUCCGCUAGCCGUGGGAGAGCUGCGUCUCCCACAGCUAGCGGAUAGCUUCCUGAAGCCUGGAGAGCGAGAGGGGUCGGUGCGCACAGACCCCCCCUCGCUCUCCAGGCUUCAGCGAAAGCCUGCAUUCGCCCCAUAGGACGCACACACAUUUCCCCUUCAUUUUUGGAGGGGAAAAAGUGCGUCCUAUAGGGCGAAAAAUACGGUAAUCCGUUCCGGAAAGCAAUUCCAAAACCGAAGUGCUCUAAAAGCAAGGCGCACUUUCCCAUAGAAAGUAAUGCAAAAUGGAUUAAACCGUUCUAGACAACCCCUAAAACAGCAAUUUAACAUGAAUUUUACUAUCUAACAAGACCAUUGACCCAUAAAAUGAAAGAAAUAAUCAAUGUACUGUACUAUAAAAUAAAUAAGACAGUACUACAGAUGAUAUUAAAAUUAUUUUUCUUUCCUACCAGCACUGAUGAUAGUCAUUGUUUGGAUGAGGGGCUUUUAUCCAUUUCCACAAUCACACAAUCAAUCAGUAGCUGAACUGGGUUCCACACAGUCACAAAAACGAAGUCACAAGCCACAGUCACAUGUCAGUCGCAUAAAACAAGGAACAAGUCACAGUCAAAAGAACGAAAAAGCCACACAAACAAAAGCACAAAAAAAUAGCAAACACAAAAGCUCCAAAUAUCACCUCUGUGUUGCGUGGGUGCUUGGGACUCAACAGCCGACAGACUCAACAGGAAGCCCAAUUAGCAGCACAGGACUCGAUUUACAAAUGGAACACACUCAACAGGAAGCGGUACAUGUUCCGCUUCCAAGGCAAAAUUGACAAACCAAAACACCUACUUCCGGGUUUGCAGCGUUCUGUUUCCAAGUUGUUCAUAAACUAAGCUGUUCUAAAACCAAGGUACCACUGUAUGUACUGUGUCAGACCAAUGCUCUGCCUCGCAGAGGCGGUUUUAGGGGUGCUAUUUUUCACAGGAGGCACUCAAACAAUGAUGGAAGUGGAGCAAGAGCAGGCGCUGAAUUUUAAUGCUGCUGAAAUUUGAGAACCCAAAGUCCUCCACACCCGCCCGUCCCCUGUCCCCCAAAAACAGUACUUCUGUCUUGUCAGGAUUCAACCUCAGUCUGUUAGCCACCAUCCAUCCUCCAACCGCCUCCAGGCACUCACACAGGAUCUUCACCGCCUUCACUGGUUCUGAUUUAAAAGAGAAGUAGAGGUUUUAGCAGCAAGGAGAAGCUAGACAUCUUGUCCCUACACUUUUUAACAGGAAUCUAUGGCCUCUAGAAGUUGUGGUACUCCAACACUCAUCAGCCCAAGUCAGCAAGGCCCAUGUUCAGGGAUGAUGGGCGUUGUAGUCCCAACAACAUCUGAAGGGCACCAGGCUGUGGAAGGCUGCUUGCCAAAACUGCCUGCUGUUCUGGUACCUCCAGAUAGUUGACAUUUCAGCUGUGUCCUCCAGCCUGAACCCAAAUUCUUUCCAGCUGAGAGCAAAGACCUUUUUCAUUUGUCCAGAGUUUCAGCCUGCAAUCUUAGGUACAGUUAUUUGGACAUAAUCCCAUCAAACUGAACGGAUCUCACUUCUGAGUAGACAUGUCUACACAAGAUUGGACUGCUGAUGGAUGGCAACUAACAGAUUGAGGUUGAAUCCUUACAAGACAGAAGGACUGUUUUUGGGGGACAGAAGGCGGGUGGGUGUGGAGGACUGGUCCUGAAUGGGGUAACUGUGCCCCUGAAGGACCAGGUGCGCAGCCUGGGAGUCAUUCUGGACUCACAGCUGUCCAUGGAGGCGCAGGUCAAUUCUGUGUCCAGGGCAGCUGUUUACCAGCUCUAUCUGGCUGAGACCCUACCUGCCCGCAGACUGCCUCGCUAGAGUAGUGCAAGCUCUGGUUAUCUCCCGCUUGGACUACUGCAAUGCGCUGUACGUGGGGUGACCUGGAAACUACAAGUAAUCCAGAAUGCGGUAGCUCGACUGGUGACUGGGAGCGGCCGCCGAGACCACAUAAUACCGGUCUUGAAAGACCUACAUUGGCUCCCAGUAUGUUUCUGAGCACAAUUCAAAGUGUUGGUCUGACCUUUAAAGCCCUAAACGGCCUCAGUCCAGUAUAUCUGAAGGAGCGUCUCCACCCCCAUCAUUCAGCCUGGACACUGAGGUCCAGCGCCGAGGGCCUUCUGGCGGUUCCCUCCCUGCGAGAAGGGAGGUUACAGGGAACCAGGCAGAGGGCUUUCUCAGUGGUGGCACCCUCCCAUCAGAUGUCAAAGAGAUAAACAACUGCCAGACUUUUAGAAGACAUCUGAAGGCAGUCCUGUUUAGGGAAGCUUUUAAUGUUUGAUGCAUUACUGUAUUUUAAUAUUUGGUUGGAAGCUGCCCAGAAUAGCUGGGGAAGCCCAGCCAGAUGGGCGGGGUAUAAAUAAUAAAUUAUAAUUAUAAUUAUAAUUAUUAUUAUUAUUAUUAUUAUUAUUAUUAUUAUUAUUAAAAACUGCACUCUUUUGCAUGUAACGCUGAGGCUGUGGAAUCUUCCUUGCAGGUGGCCGCAUCCUGAAGUUCUUCCACAGCCCACAUGAAAGCAUUGACUUCUCUUCUCUGACCCAGUCCCCGAUUGAGACAGUUCUGCAGAAAUACCUCGGGAAAGGAGAAUACCCGAACUUUCGGUCUGUUGCCAUGUUCGAGAGCAGCUUUUUCCAGGUAAAUGGAACUGCAGAGAGGUGGCCUGCAAUGACCUCAACUAACUCUGGUGCCCGGCAUCCUAUUUUCUGUGGCUCAGUGGCAGAACAUCUGUCCUGCAUGCAGAAGGUCCCAGGUUCGGUCAUCCCCAGGUAGGGCUGGGACAGGCUGGAGGCAAUACUGUGCUAGAUGGACAAAUGGCCAGCUUCCUCUCUUCCUAUAGCUUGUCAGAGCAAGUUGCAGGGGGUUGUACUGGACAGUUCUACGAUUCUAGGACAAUAAAGGGAAAUGUAAGAGAAGCCUUGGGAACCUACAGCAGUAAGAGUGUCUCUCCUGAAGAUGGAAGUGACAAGGUUGACCCAGAAAUGAUGUCAGGGCUGGUUCAGAUGCAGGUCAUCACCGAAGAUGCAGAGACGAGCAGAAAAGUUAACUCUUUAUUCAAGGAAACAGUGUACAAUGUAGUAAUGCCUACAGACAGGACUGGCCCCUAUGAAGCAGUUGCCAGAACUGGAGGUCUUUGCCUUCUACUUCCUCUAAGCCUCAAACUAUGUGGGGGGGGGGUGUCUGUGUUCUUUGUUCUGCUACAAAGACCUCCGUGUCCUUGGAGACAAGGUUGAGCUUAAUACAGUAGGAGCAGCAAGCUUCUGCAACCUGUGUCCUCUCCACCUCUGCUUCAUCUGCUGAAUCUGAACUGCUUUCUGCACCUGGCUCCUCUUGCUUAUGAAAGCCUGUUGCCUCUUGAGCAUCCAACCCUUCCUUCCCCAUCUGACGUGUCCUCAAUGUCCCACCACCACACCCUGGGAUCUGAGCUUCUUUUUGUGGGUAUGUUCAGGGUGGCAGGAGAGGAUACACAAUACACAAUACAAUCUGGCUUGUCCAAAUUGAAAUGGGUUCUAAUACAGUGGUACCUCGGGUUACAGGCGCUUCAGGUUACAGAUGCCACUAACCCAGAAAUAGUACUUCAGGUUAAGAACUUUGCUUCAGGAUGAGAACAGAAAUCGCAUGGUGGCGGCGUGGCAGCAGCAGGAGGCCCCAUUAGAUAAAGUGGUGCUUCAGAGUAAGAACAGUUUCAGGUUAAGAACAGACCUCCAGAACGAAUUAAGUUCUUAACCCGAGGUACCACUGUAUUUUCCUGGUAAGACCCCUUGAAUCCCUCCUAAAAGAAUAAAGACACCACAGUCUUAUUCAUAAGGAACAAAAAGAAAGUUUACUCAUGAUCAGGCAGAGCAGAGCAUGAUCCCUGAAGGCAGCCUUUAGGCUUAAAGUUACAAGCAUAUACAAACAGUUUUACCCCAUAUGUGGGUUGACCUAGUGACUGCAGUUACCAGUAAGGGAAGUUCGCGGGAUGAAAAGAAGAUGGAAAAUAGAGAGAGUGGCAGAAUGCCUUGGCCUUUUACCAGGCCUGGAAAGGUCAUGCCCACCCACUAGUCACAUGCAAGGAAGGAUGAUCCAGGCCAGGAGGAAGUUUCAACUGGCUGGACCAAACAUUCCCUUGCAUGUCCACUCUAGGAAAACAAGGAAUGCUGUACUUGGCUGCUCCCAGUGCAUUACAUCCCACACUUCUGAGGCUUCCCUAGGGAUUCUCCAGCUGCUGUUGUCCACCACUCCUCGUCAUCCAGCCAGUCCCUGACAGAUCAGCCUCCUAGUCUAAUCUAGGAGAGCUUUUUUUUUUUUUUGGCAUGACCUUCUCCAACAGUUAUGGUACUCUUGGUUACGGUACUCUUGGUCUUGAAAGACCUACACUGGCUCCCAGUACAUUUCCGAGCACAAUUCAAAGUGUUGGUGCUGACCUUGAAAGCCCUAAAUGGCCUCGGCCCAGUAGACCUGAAGGAGCGUCUCCACCUCCAUCGUUCUGCCCGGACAAUGAGGUCCAGCUCCGAGGGCCUUCUGGCGGUUCCCUCGCUGCAAGAAGCCAAGUUACAGGGAACUAGGCUUCUUGGUGGUGGCGCCCACCCUGUGGAACCCCCUCCCACCAGAUGUCAAAGAGAAAAAUAACUACCAAGCUUUUAGAAGACAUCUGAAGGCAGCCCUGUUUAGGGAAGCUUUUAAUGUUUAAUAGGUUAUUGUAUUUUAGUGUUUUGUUGGAAGUCGCCCAGAGUGGCUGGGGAAACCCAGCCAGAUGGGCGGGGUAUAAAUAAUAUAUUAUAUUAUUAUUAUUAUUAUUAUUAUUAUUAUUAUUUCUGCUACCCCAGGUGACGAAAAGGGGCCGGCAAAUCUUCAUGCACAACCAGUGCAAUGAGGCCAUCAUCGGUAUUGCUUCCACCAACAUCAAGCUGCCACUACCCACUCUGAUGUUUAUUGCUCGCCCUGUUGUUGCUGGCCAAGUCUCCUCUGAGGACACAGAGGAACCAAUGCUCACCAGGUAAGUUAAGGCAUCACGUCCAAGUACUGCUGUGUUGUUGUUGUUUAGUCAUUUAGUCAUGUCCGCCUCUUCGUGACCCCCUGGACCAGAGCACGCCAGGCACUCCUGUUCUCCACGGCCCCCCGCAGUUUGGUCAAACUCAUGCUGGUAGCUUCAAGAACACUGUCCCACCAUCUCGUCCUCUGUCGUCCCCUUCUCCUUGAGCCCUCCAUCUUUCCCAGCAUCAGGGUCUUUUCCAGGGAGUCUUCUCUUCUCAUGAGGUGGCCAAAGUCUUGGAGCCUCAGCUUCAUGAUCUGUCCUUCCAGUGAGCGCUCAGGGCUGAUUUCCUUCAGAAUGGAGAGGUUUCAUCUUCUUGCAGUCCAUGGGACUCUCAAGAGUCUCCUCCAGCACCAGAAUUCAAAAGCAUCCAUUCUUUGGAGCAUGCAGCUUCACCACUGGGCAGAGCAGAGCCAUCCUGGCUAAUCACCAACAAUAGCCCUCUCCUCUAAGAAUUUGUGUGUUCCUCUUUUAAAGCCAUCCAAGUUGGUGGCAAUCACUGCUUCCUGUGGGAGGUAGUUCCACAGGUUAAGUAUGCCCUGCAAGAAGGGCUUUCUUUUAUCUGUCUUGAUAAGCUAGAUGGAUCGGUCCUCUUGGCUUAGGUACUGUAGCCUUAUUGGAGUUCACCGAUUGGGUCUGCGUUGCUCCGGGACAGGAGGAAGGAAGUCAAAUGACACUGAGGUUGAUUCAAAGAAAGAGUUUAUUCUGCUCUCCGGAUAGCAGAAGGCACUUGCGUGAUCAAGUCCACAGCAAGUCCAAAGAAAUGACAAGUUUCAUGAAGUAUAUAUAUUCUCCAGGCACCCUCUCCCUCCUUCCCAUAUAAAUCCAACCACGUCAGCCUAUGUACGCAGGUUGACAUCACAUAUGUUCUUGCUCUGGUAUUAUUAACCAUAAAAGGGAAUUCCUCUUCCUACUCUUAUCUUGGAGGAAGAGGUCGUCAUCUCCGAGAACACGCUCUGGCGCUGUUCCCAGAUUGGGUCUGUGCGUCUUUUGUGGUCAGGACAUAAGAUAAGGUACAGACACAUCAUCCCUGCUCUACUGGAACUUGGCAAGGUCACUCAUUGCCGCCACGGACUGAUAAGGGAGAGAGCUGUGUUCUUGUUAUACAUUUGCUCAAUGGCUCAAGUUUAUGCAUUUUAGCUAAGGAAAAAUAGGGAUUUUGGUGCAGUUUAAAACUGCCUGCACGGUCAGUUUUGGGUUUUGGGAAACCCAUUCCUUCAGUACAAGGCAGUGGCUCCCCGCAUCCUUCUGCUGAGUUGCCCUGAAUAUUCUCUUUCUGCGUCCUCUCUGCUGCCACUACAGGCUCAUCCCUCUGAGAUAUGUGCGUAUCUCCAUUCACGACCCGGAGAAGCGGAUCAUCAAGAUCAAGCUGAUCAAUGGGCGCACUUAUUACCUUCGGUUUCACGCGACCAACGAGGAAGAGGAGCCCGUCUUUGACCGCUGGCUCUCCCUGGUCUACCUUCUCCAGCACCCACCCCCUUGCUACCUGAAACCACAACCCAAAUCCUACGCCGUCCUGGAGAACCUCAGCAUCCGCGUCUUCCCAAGUGACGACGAAGCGGUGAGUAUGAGCAAGACUUCGCAGGGGGGGAGUUUUUGGGCCAGAAUUGGGCGAGGGGAGUUGCAGGCACCCUUUGAAGCAGCAUAAUUCACAAGAGGAUAAAACAUUAGACUCUAUCUGCUGCUGCUGUUGCUGCCAAUCCUGCCAAUGUCUGGCCUUCCCAGGCCAGGUAGGAAAAGGCUUGCAAGGAGUGACAAUGUAAAUUAUUGUGUUUUUCCUUUUAAUUUACUCUUGGUACCAUAGAGUUUUAGUUAUGUUCUCCCUCUCCCCCCCUUUCAUAUGUCAUUUUCUUGCCUUUCCUUCCUUCCCUCCCCCCCUCCCUUCUUCCUCCCUCCCUCCCUCCUUCCUUCCUUCCUUUUCUUUCCCCCUUUCUUCUUUCUUUCCUUCCUUCCUUCCUUCCUUCCUUCCUUCCUUCCUUCCUUCCUUCCUCCCUCCCUUCCUUUCUUCCCUCCCUCCUUCCCUCCUUCCUUCCUUCCUUCCUUUUCUUCCUUCCUUCCUUCCUUCCUCUAUCCCAUCUUCCUUCCUUCCCUCCCUUCUUCCUUCCUUCCCUCCCUUCUUCCUUCCUUCCUUCCUUCCUUCCUUCCUUCCUUCCUUCCUUCCUUCCUUCCUUCCUUUCUUCUUCCUUUCCUUCCUUCCUCUCUCCCAUCUUCCUUCCUUCCUUCCUUUUCUUUCUUCCUUUCUUUCUUCCCUCCCUCCCUCCCUUCUUCCUUCCUUCCUUCCUUCUUUCCUUCCUUCCUUUCUUCUUUCCUUCCUUCCUUCCUUCCUUCCUUUUUAUUUCAUUUUCUGAAUGAAUGAGAGAGAGAGAGAGAGAGAGAGAGAGAGAGAGAGAGAGAGAGGCAUCUCAGUUGGUAGAGGAGUAAACUCUCAGUCUCGGGCCAUGGGUUUGAGCCCCGUGUGGAGCAAACGAUUCAUGCAUUGCAAGAGGCUGCACUCACUCAGCGACCCUCUUGGUCCCUUCCAACUCUACAAUUUCUUGGUGACAAAAGCAAGCAACAAUGCAAUAACCAGUUCCUUCGGGUAAGUAUAGAUGGUGCAACUAAAGAGCUGUUUUAUCAUGGUGUGUUUACUGCCUUGGGCUCCUGCAUGAGGAAUGUGAAUAAACACAUUUUUAAAAAAUUGCCUGCCCCUGCAGACAUUUCUGCUACAUCUGACUAGUUCCUCCCUUUCCCCCCCUUACACCCUGAACUCCAGGAGGUUUCUCCUCUUCCAGAGGAGCCAGAAGAGGAGGAGGUGGAGAAGGAGGAGAAAGAGGAGGCAGUGAAAAGCCCUGUCGAGAGCCGCGUCCUCUUUGAGGAAGAGGAGUAUUCCACAGAGGAGAGGGAAGCGAUAGAGGCAGAAGGACGCUUUCACUAUAGCUUAAGGGACCUGUAUGUGAGAGCAGAGAGCUAUGAGAUCUACGACAGCGUCCCCACAGUGCCAAAGACUCCCAAGUAAGACCAGAAGAGGACGGAACAAGGUGCCUCUAAUGUUGAAUCGUUACAUUUCCUACGCCGUGUCUCAGACUCAGCCUUCCCCAACCUGGUGCCCUCCAGAUGUCUUGGAUUGCGACUCCCACCAGCGAGCGUGGCGCCAGGUAGGGGGAAGGCUGCUCUAACCACUUGGUCAGCUGGUCAUCUAUAUCAUCCUUUCAGGCAGAGGUUGGAUGGCCAUCGACCAAGGAUUAUUUAGCUGUGACUCCUGCAUUGCAGAGGGUUGGACUAGAGGCUUGGCAGAGGGUUCCCUCCAACUCUGCAAUUCUAAGAUUUGAUUAUCCAAUGAAGGCUUUUAAACAGAAGACAGACAGACAUCUGUCAGAGAGUCUUUACGAUACGAUACGAUACGAUACGAUACGAUACGAUACGAUAAACUUUUUUGUCAUUGUCCCAUACAGAACAACGAAAUUGAAAAAAUCUACAUCAGACAUUCAAAAACCCACAAGCCUGCUAUCCCAGCCAUCCCAACCAGGUUAGCCCCUAAAAACUCUGAAACCCCAUAAUGGAAUACAAUAUACCGUAUUUUUCGCUCUAUAAGACGCACCAGACCAUAAGACGCACCUAGUUUUUGGAGGAGGAAAACAAGAAGAAAAAAAUACUGAAUCUCAGAAGCCAGAACAACAAGAGGGAUCACUGCGCAGUGAAAGCAGCAAUCCCUCUUGCUGUUCUGGCUUCUGGGAUAGCUGCGCAGCCUGCAUUCGCUUCAUAAGACGCGCACACAUUUCCCCUUACGUUUUAGGAGGGGAAAAGUGAGUCUUAUAGAGCAAAAAAUACGGUACUUACAUAAAGACUUCCUUAAAGGUAAAGGGACCCCUGACUGUUAGGUCCAGUCGUGACCGACUCUGGGGUUGCAGCGCUCAUCUUGCUUUACUGGCUGAGGGAGCCGGCAUACAGCUUCCGGGUCAUGUGGCCAGCAGGACUAAGCCGCUUCUGGCAAACCAGAGCAGCGCACGGAAACGCCGUUUACCUUCCCACUGGACUGGUUCCUAUUUAUCUACUUGCAUUUUGAAGUGCUUUCGAACUACUAGGUUGGCAGGAGCAGGGACCGAGCAACGGGAGCUCACCCCGUCAUGGGGAUUCGAACAACCAACCUUCUGAUCAGCAAGAAGAAGAAGAAGAAGAGUUUGGAUUUGAUAUCCCGCCUUUCACUCCCCUUCAGGAGUCUCAAAGCGGCUAACAAUCUCCUUUCCCUUCCUCCCCCACAACAAACACUCUGUGAGGUGAGUGGGGCUGAGAGACUUCAAAGAAGUGUGACUAGCCCAAGGUCACCCAGCAGCUGCAUGUGGAGGAGCGGAGACGCGAACCCGGUUCCCCAGAUUACGAGACUACCACUCUUAACCACUACACCACACUGGCUCUCACUAGCAAGUCCUAGGCUCUGUGGUUUAACCCACAGCGCCACUAGUGUCCCUUACACUGCAUUUAAAACCAAAAUUGCAUUUGGGUAGAAACUGUUUCUCAGACAGCUAGUCCUAGUCUUUAUAACCCUGUACCUUCUUCCAGAAAGCAGAAGCUGAAAGAGAUCAUUUCCGGGGUGCGCACUAUCCUGCGCUAUCUCUGCAGCUUUCUUAUGGCACCUGGAAGCGUAGAUUUGAUCCAAGGUGGGAAGAGUGCACCCAAUUAUUCUCUCCGCAGUCUUUACAACCCUGGACAGCAUUGUUUUUCCCCUGACCGUGCAGCUCACAAACCACACACACAGAACAUAGGUUAAAACACUCUCCACAGUACAAUGGUAAAAUGCCAUCAACAGGUCCUUUGAGAGAUUGUUUUUCUGGAGGAUUCUCAGAAAAUAUAACCUCUGCUGUGCUUCAGGAUCUGUCCUUCCAGUGAGCACUCUGGGCUGAUUCCUUAAGUAUGGAGAGGUUGGAUCUUCUUGCAGUCCAUGGGACUCUCAAGAGUCUCCUCCAGCACCAGAAUUCAAAAGCAUCCAUUCUUCGGCGGUCAGCCUUCUUUAUGGUCCAGCUCUAAUUCAUUAGAGGUUUUAAAGCAGAGGUUGGGUGGGCAUUUGACAGGGAUCUUUAGCUCUGAUUCCUGCUUUGCAGGGGGUUCAGUUCUGUGAUUUGAUGACACAUCUUGGGCUUUCAUCAGGGCCUUGAAUUUAGCAGGGAAGCAAAGACACGGCCAGCCAAGAUCUCUUUAAACAUCAACGUCACACGACCCGUGAGACCUUCACCAGUUAAUAACUGCAUUUAGGGCCCAAUGAUUUUCCCAAAUGAUCUUCAAGAGUAGCCCCAUGUAGAGUUCAUUACAAUGUGCUCAUCUUUAUCAAGGCAUGUAUAAUGGGAUAAUAAACCCUUGGCGGACCAUCCUCCAGCUGUCACUAAUGUAACGGCUGACAACAUUCGCAGAUGUGGAUGAUGGCAGCCUUGCAGAUGUAAAAUGCAAACUUAACCAGUGCUGGAGAGGGGGGCAUUUUCUAGAAAAUAUUCCACUGCUAUAUUUUCCAAAAAUCUGUGCCCACCCCCCUCCCUCCACAUUUUGGAAAAAUAAUUUUCAUAAGUUAAAAUUAGUGGCAUAGCAAACAAUACAAGCCUAGGCAAGUGGAACCGAUAAAUGUCAGUUAGUUGUAGAAUAAAAAUUUCAAUUAACUAAUUUAUUAACAAAAAUAGUGCAAGCAUAACAAAGGUGGGGGGCAGCAAAGAAUCAAAAAUUUAAAUCAUAAAAGCAUCACAGAUUGGAAGGAUAAAAGUACAAAGCUACAAAGAGAUAAUGAAGUACUGACUCAUGCAAAUAUUCCCUUUACAAAUAAUAAAGAUUUAUUUAAAAAAAUGUUCUCUACUUGUAAGUUCCAUUAUUAUUGAGAAUAAAGGACCUAAAUGACCCAGGCAUUUGCAUUUACUGGUGGCGAUGAGUGAACAUUUGCUGCAAUAUCUGUAUGAGAAAUAAAACCAUGCCAUAUAUAUAUAUAUAUAUAUAUAUAUAUAUAUAGUCAUUUGAGAUUUGCUCUUUAGAUACAUUUAGUUUAAGAAAAAUCUUUCCAAAAAGGGCAAUUUGCCAAAGCCUUGAAAGCAACAAUCCAGAUUAUUAAGGUUUUUUAAAUAAAAUAAAAACUUGCAAUUACCGGUAAUUUUUUUCAGGUGAUGUUUUCAUGAGGAAGGAAAUUGGAAAAAGUCUUGAGAUAUUUUUACAGCAUAUAGAAUUAAUGUAGGGUAGUAUCCGGCUAUGUUGUAAAGUGGACCCUUUGAAAUCAAUGGUCUUGAUUACUCAAGAGUCGGACUGUGUACACACAAUGCCUUUUAAAAAAAUAUCAGAGCACAUCCUUUCCCUCAAAGGAUUAUGGGCACUGAAGUUUACCCCUCAUAGAGUUGCAAGUUCCAAGCAACCUUCAACAAACUACAGCGCCCAGAAUUCUUUGAGGGUGAAAAAUCUGCUUUGAAUGUGCUUUAAAGGUGCAGUGUGAACUCAGACCAAGCCUUUGGCUUGGCUGGAUACGAGCCAGAGCAAACAAAGAAAUAAUAAUAAUAUAAUAAUAAUUUAUUAUUUGUACCCCGCCCAUCUGACUGGGUUUCCCCAGCCACUGUGGGCGGCUUCCAACAAAGAUUAAAAAUACAUUAAAAUGUCACACAUUAAAAACUUCCCUGAACAGGGCUGCCUUCAGAUGUCUUCUAAAUGUCAGGUAGUUGUUUAUCUCUUUGACAUCUGGUGAGAGGGCAUUCCAUAGGGCAGGUGCCACAACUGAGAAGGCCCUCUGCCUGGUUCCCUGUAGCUUUGCUUCUUGCAGCGAGGGAACCGCCAGAAGGCCCUUGGCACUGGACCUCAGUGUCCGGGCAGAACGAUGGGGGUGAAGACACUCCUUCAGGUAUACUGGACCGAGGCCGUUUAGGGCUUUCAAGGUCAGCACCAACACUUUGAAUUGUGCUCGGAAACGUACUGGGAGCCAAUGUAGGUCUUUCAAGACAGGUGUUACGUGGUCUCAGCAGCCGCCCCCAGUCACCAGUCUAGCUGCCGCAUUCUGGAUUAAUUGUAGUUUCCGGGUCAAAUUCAAAGGUAGCCCCACAUAGAGCGCAUUGCAGUAGUCCAAGCGGGAGAUAACUAGAGCAUGUACCGCUCUGGCCAGACAGUCUGCGGGCAGGGAGGGUCUCAUCCUGCGUAUCAGGUGGAGCUGGUAAACAGCUGCUCUGAGAUUUGGCGGCUAAGAGGCUGGGCGACAAAUUAGGAAACCCCAGGUUCAGACCUCUGCCAUGAACUUUGCCUCAGGUGGACUCAGGUGAAGCCCCCUCUGAGUCACAGACACAAACACCCCACCUCUGUAAUAGGAGGGGUCACAGUGCUGGCCUACCUUGAAGGCCCUUGCGUUUGCCUGUAAAGCACCAUUAAGUAUUGUCGUUGUUAUUUCUAGGUUAUUCAGCUCAGAAAGCUUUUCCCCUGGCAGUUUGUCAAGCAGUUCGUCUGCAAGAGCUACCAAAAAUCCUCGAUCGCCACCGCGAGUUUUCCCAGGUGUGUAGAAAAACAUUCCCCACGCGUACUCUCCUCCUUUCUCUCUGCACUGAGAAUCACAGGAAGGACCUGCACAUCUCCUGGCUGAGUCAGACCCAUUAAGCACAUCGUCAUCCUCACUAUGGUCCAAUAUUAGCUCCGGAGAGAUUUUCAAGAAGACAAAAACAGGGACAUCUGCCUCUGACAAGGAUACCCUUUCCUUCCUCCUGCGAUUUGGGUGGUCCUUGUGACUCCAGAAUAAUAAUAUACAGUGGUACCUCGGGUUAAGCACUUAAUUCAAUCCGUAGGUCCAUUCUUAACCUGAAACUGUUCUUAAUCUGAAGCACCACUUUAGCAAAUGGGGCCUCCCACUGCCGCCGCACCACGGCCACCCGGUUUCUGUUCUCAUCCUGAAGGAAAGUCCUUAACCUGAGGUACUAUUUCUGGGUUAGCAGAGUCUGUAACCUGAAGCAUACGUAACCCGAGGUACCACUGUAAUAAUAAUAAUAAUUUAUUAUUUGUACCCCACCCAACUGGCUGGGUUUCCCCAGCCACUCUGGGCAGCUUCCAACAAAGAUUAAAAAUACAUUAAAAUGUCACACAUUAAAAACUUCCCUGAACAGGGCUGCCUUCAGGUGUCUUCUAAAAGUCAGAUAGUUGUUUUUCUCUUUGACAUCUGAUGGGAGGGUGUUCCACAAGGAGGGCGCCACCACCGAGAAGGCCCUCUGCCUGGUUCCCUGUAAUUUGGCUUCUCGCAGUGAGGGAACCGCCAGAAGGCCCUCAGCGCUGGACCUCAGUAUCUGGGCAGAACGAUGGGGGUGGAGACGCUCCUUCAGGUAUACUGAGCCGAGGCCGUUUAGGGCUUUAAAGGUCAACACCAACACUUUGAAUUGUGCUCAGAAAUGUACUGGGAGCCAAUGCAGUGUUAUGUGGUCCUGGCGGCCACUCCCAGUCACCAGUCUAGCUGCCGCAUUCUGGAUUAAUUGCAGUUUCCAGGUCACCUUCAAAGGUAGCCCCACGUAGAGCGCAUUGCAGUAGUCCAAAGCCUCACCUGCCCUCACCCAGGCUGGGUGAGAGAAUGCCUUUUGGUGAAGUGGCUAAUUUCCACCCAAAAUAUGAAGCUGGUGGCCAGAAUUGCAGUAUUUCAGCCGUACCUGCAACUAAGCUCCUGCACUAAUGGAAUUUGUGGAAGAACAAUGGCCUACUCUGGGAGCAGGUGCCAGCACCCAGUGUUCUCGGGACCCCAGGGCUCAGAAGGACCCAUCUACUCUGUAGGUGGGCCCACCUUCCUGGAAGCCAGCCCUGAUCCUGCUCAGCUACUCUAGAUAACCUCCCUGUACCAGUUGCUAGUCGACAAAGGGUGACUGUAAGAAAUCCCUGCUAUCAGUAUGGGCUUGCCGUCGGACCUAACCCUAAGGAAGCCCUCUGGGCUUCUCUAUAUGGCCCUUGGAAGAGUUUCCAGACCACACCCCUCAUUCCACAUUUUUGAGUGGCUGGGAUGUACCCUUAAAUUAUAGAAUCAUAAAAGCUGGAAGGGACCCAGAGGAUCAUCCAAUCCAACCCCUGGCAAUUAAUUCUUGCUAGUCUUGAUGGAGGAUGGAGAGGGGUAUGUAUGGAAACUAACCAACAGUACAAAGGAAAAAUUGACAACCUUUGCUCCACCCACUUUAGCCUCUGGCUCCAGCCACAAUAAUAAUAAUAAUAAUAAUAAUAAUAAUAAUAAUAAUAAUAAUAAUUUUAUUUAUACCCCACCCUUCCCGGUUCAAAAACCAGGCUCAGGGCAGCUGACAACAAAUUUAAAACAAUUGUAAAAGCAGCAUAAAAUACAGUAUAAAAGUGUGAAUAACAAUAAAUUCAAAAAUCAGUUUGGGGGAAAAUCCAUCCAAUAAACAUUAGAUGGUCACAAGGGCUAGCUGGCUGAAUUAGUCCUAUUUGGGCCAGCGAGGAGACCAGGGGAGAAUUAGCUGUGGGGUCUCAGAGCAGGUGAUCUUCAUAAAAGGGGAGGGGGAGGGAAGAGAAGGAAAUAAAAGAUCAGGCUGAAUUCAAAUUAAAGGCCAGGCGGAAUAGCUCUGUCUUACAGGCCCAGUGGAAGAAGGUUAAAUCCUGCAGGGCCCUGGUCUCACGGAACAUAGCAUUCCACCAGGUUGGAGCCAUCACUGAGAAGGCCCUGGCCCUGGUGGAGGAUAGUCUGACUUCCUUAGGGCCCGGGACCUCUAAACUAUGGUUAUUCAUGGACCUUAAGGUCCUCUGCGGGGCAUACCAGGAGAGGCGGUCCCAUACAUACAAGGGCCCUAAGCCACAAAGGGCUUUAAAGGUCAAGACCAGCACCUUGAACCUGACCCUAUACUCCACCGGGAGCCAGUGCAACUGGUAAAGCACUGGGUGAAUAUGCUCCCAUGGCAGAGACCCCGUGAGGAGCCUCACUGCAGCAUUCUGCACCCGCUGGAGUUUCUGGGACAUCUUCAAGGGCAGCCCCGCAUAGAGUGAAUUACAGUAGUAAUUACAUGUGGCCCUUCGGAAGUUGCCCGGAAUGUGGGCCUCAGGAUGGAAAAGGCUCUCCACCACUGCCCUAAGGGGACGGUUCUGACUUUGGGCAUAAAGAAUGGUGGUGUGGUAGUCUUUCAGUUCAGUCAUUCCUUCUUGACACUUCAGCAAAGGACUGGAACCUGGGAGAUGAGGGUUCGUAUCUCCACUCAGCCAUGGAACUCACUGGUUGGCCUUGGGCUAGUCACCGUCCCUGAGCCCCAUCUACCUCGCAAGGUUGUCGCGAGGAUAAAAUUGGGAGGACAAACAUGUACGCCACCUUGAGAUCCUUGGAAGAGGAAGGUGGAAUGUAAAUGGAAUGACUGAAUGAAUGGUCAAGGUCUCUGCUAUUCCUCUCUUACGUAGAUACAGUGGUACCUAUGGUUGUGAACGGGAUCCGUUCCGGAGGCCCAUUCGGAACAUGAAAGGAAUGCAACCCGCAGCGGUGCGUCUGCGCAUGCGCGGGUUGCGAUUCGCCGCUUCUGCGCAUGCGCGUGAUGUCAUUUUGCACACCUGCGCAUGUGCGAGCAGCAAAAGCCGGAAGUAACCCUUUCCAGUACUUCUGGGUCACCGCGGGACGUAACCUGAAAGAACGUUAACAUGAAGUGGAUGUAACAUGAGGUAUGACUGUAUGUGUGUCUGGUUUGGUCUUUUUUUGCAGUUCCGAAAAAAGAAGGAUCCAGCAGUCUUAAUAUUGUCACGCUCUAUUCCAUCGUCUCCAAAACAGCUGAAAGGCAGGAAGGUGGGAAGAGGAAAAACUGAGCAGAGAUGGGGAAUGGUCUCAGCCUGAAUGUUAUGGAGGAAGCAGAAAGGGAAACCAGGGACUCAGGUACCAGAGCAAGACCUUUGGUGGUCCUUAGAUUUUAUUGUUAACAGGAACAGACGAAGAACUUGCUGGAUCAGGCCGAUGGCCCAUCUCGUCCAGCAUCCUGUUCUCACAGUGGCCAUCUUGAUGUUUGUGGGAAACCCGCAAGCAGGACCCGGGCACAAGAGCCCUCUCCCUUCCUUUGAUUUCCAGGAACUGGGAUUCAGAAGCAUCCGAUUUUCACUUUUUGCAUAACCACAGAGCCUAGGGCUUGCCGAUCAGAAGGUCGGCGGUUCGAAUCCCCACGACGGGGUGAGCUCCCGUUGCUCGGUCCCUGCUCCUGCCAACCUAGCAGUUCGAAAGCACGUCAAAGUGCAAGUAGAUGAAUAGGUACCACUCCGGCGGGAAGGUAAAUGGCGUUUCCGUGCGCUGCUCUGGUUCACCAGAAGCGGCUUAGUCAUGCUGUCCACAUGACCCGGAAGCUGCACGCCAGCUCCCUCGGCCAAUAAAGCCAGAUGAGCGCCGCAACCCCGGAGUCGGCCAUGACUGGACCUAAUGGUCAGGGGUCCUUUUACCUUUAAGCUGCUUGAAGAAGACGGUCCUUAAGCAGUGUGUAAACUGUUUGAAUAUAUAUAUCAAAAUUCAGUAUCUUAAAAAGUUUAAUUACAGUCCCAGGAAGAGGGCACAUUCUCAAAACUUUCUCCCAGGUGUUAAUGGCUAGGGUAAAGCUAUGCUCCUUUGGCAUUCAGCAAGGGCUGGUAUUGAAGUCCUGAUUUUCCAGGGAUGUCCCUAUUUUCAUUGAAGGCAAUGCUGUAUAGGGAAGAUUCUUUAAAGUAUUUAAUGCUUUAUUAUGUUUUUAUAUAUGCUGGAAGCCACCCAGAGUGGCUGGGGCAACCCAGGAAGAUGGGUGGGGUUUAAAUUAAGAUAAUCAUUAUGGAAUGGGACGUCCCGAUUUUCAUCGGAGAAAUGUUGGAGGGUAUGGGAUCGUGAACUUGCAAAGGGAGUUCCAUCACUCAGGGGCUGCCAGCUAAAAGGAGGUGCAGGGGGCGGGAAUUCAGUUCUGUUUGUGCUUAGAGGAAAAGGAGUCAGGAGAUGAGCUGCUUCACUACUUCACAAAAAAUCACUACUUUUGAAUCAGCCUGGCUAUAGACUGAGUUAAGCACUUGAAAAAUCCAUUGAAAUCAGACAUUAUAAAUUCAUCUUAGGAUGGGUAGUUCGCAAGUCUCUGUGGCUUUGCAUAAGGUUUUGUAUUUUUCUCAGAAGAUUGAUAAAGAAUGCAUAAUCAUUUUAGUAAUUAUUUUGCGUAUAUUAGUCACCAAGUGGGAGGCGGGUGGCGCUGUGGGUUAAACCACAGAGCCUAGGACUUGCUGAUCAGAAGGUCGGCAGUUCGAAUCCCCACAACGGGGUGAGCUCCCGUUGCUCGGUCCCUGCUCCUGCCAACCUAGCAGUUUGAAAGCACGUCAAAGUGCAAGUAGAUAAAUAGGUACCGCUCCAGCGGGAAGGUUUCCAUGCGCUGCUCUGGUUCGCCAGAAGCAGCUUAGUCAUCCUGGCCACAUGACCCAGAUCCUAUAUGCCGGCUCCCUCGGCUAAUAAAGCGAGAUGAGCGCUGCAACCCCAGAGUUGGCCACGACUGGACCUAAUGGUCAGGGGUCCCUUUACCUUUACCUUUAUUAGUCACCAACGUGUUGCAUGAGUCGUACUACUGGCUAUAAGCACAUGGCAACUUGAGGAAUGACACCUUUGCUUGAAAAUGGAAAGCACUGAAAAAGUUAAAUGCAACUAAGCAGACAUUUGGGGCUUCUGUUGGAGGGGACUGCUGAAUACGGACGGUUGCUUCUUGUACAAUGAAGUUAAAAGAGUAGAAAAAUUGGGUGGAGGUGGGAGAAAGCAUUCCUAUCAAGGAAAAUGUAGAAUUAAUUUUCUGUUUUUCUUUUUCACUUCCAAGCCAAAAAGGCAGGUUAGAAAUCAUCGUCGUCAUUUUCAUCACCGUCCAGAGAUAG
This is a messenger RNA of Podarcis lilfordi (Lilford's wall lizard), 31322 nucleotides long. NCBI's taxonomy places the organism in Eukaryota, Metazoa, Chordata, Lepidosauria, Squamata, Lacertidae. The record is from the annotation of a GenBank genome assembly.